Molecule: messenger RNA, 669 nt
Organism: Acanthosepion pharaonis
Lineage: Eukaryota; Metazoa; Mollusca; Cephalopoda; Sepiida; Sepiidae
Source: the annotation of a GenBank genome assembly
AUGGCGGACAAAACGCCCACAUAUGCAACAACGAUCCUAUUCAUAUCUAUCUAUCUAUCUAUCUAUCUAUCUAUCUAUGUUGAUAUAUCUAUCCCAGGCUACAAAUUAUCUAUCUAUCUAUCUUUCUAUCUAUCUAUCUAUCUAUCUAUCUAUCUAUCUAUCUAUCUAUCUAUCUAUCUAUCUCCGUUUGUUGUCUAUCUAUCUUCGUCUCUUGCUUAUCUAUCUAUCUAUCUAUCUAUCUAUCUAUCUAUCUAUCUCCGUUUGUUGUCUAUCUAUCUUCGUCUCUUGCUUAUCUAUCUAUCUAUCUAUCUAUCUAUCUAUCUUGCUCAUAAUCUCAGUGUCUUUUCACUGAUUGUUGUACAUACAUACAUAUCUAUCUCAUUCCAUUUUAUAUCUCUUCAUUUCAAUUUGUUUUUAUCUAUCUAUCUAUCUAUCUAUCUAUCUAUCUAUCUAUCUAUCUAUCUAUCUAUCACAUUCUAUUCAUAUCUAUCUAUCUAUCUAUCUAUCUAUCUAUCUAUCUACGCUUUAAUUAAAUACAUCACUUUUAUGCUUCGUCCUUUCGUCAAGUGUCAAAUCCUGAAUCCACUCAUGCACCGUCGAUUACAGACUUUAUUUAAAAGCCAGGCAAAAAGAAAAAAAACAAACUAUAAAUUCACCAUCUAUCGUUAA